AGCACAGGUGAUUACGCAAAAUGAUAAAUGAUAAGAUAACGAACCCAUACCUUAUAGAUAACUCAUUGACUACUUACUCACUAGUUUGAACAUGAAGUUUUUGUUUGUACACAUUUAGAAAAAUGGAAAAUCCAACUCUUACCGACGCCAGACAGACCGACAGGGUCGAAAACCGGACAGAAGAUUUACAUCUGGACAGGGUUGUCGCUUCACAGCCAGAAAUUGGACCAACGCCACCUGACGGUGGUUACGGUUGGUUGAUAGUUGUAUCUGCGGUGAUUUACCACAUAACAGUGCCUGCAGUGUUAACAUUGUACGGAUUAAUCAUAUUGAAGGCGAUCAGAGAAGAGGGCCAUGAAAAAGAAGAAUUGUUGAAAAUAUGGGACGUAGACAUAGCUCUCGUACCAGUAAUUAUGGUUGUCAUAAGGUUACUCUUGGAGUCAUGGUGUCGAGCGAUCGUGAAGAUAUUCAACAUGCCGAGGUUCAUGGCGCUUGCCGGCUUAUGCCUGACGGUAGCCGGCAUUCUGCUCUCUAGCUACUCCACUGAUGCCACAACCAAUGACCACAUUGUGAAUAUAUUCUCUGGCAUAUUCGCAGGUAUCGGCUGCGCAUUAACGGGUCAGCAAACAGAGGUCAUCAUAACACACUUCUUCAGGGAAAAACUGACCAUGGCUCAGAGGAUAGUCCGGAUGGCUCCUUCAGUAGGAAAUUGCUUGAUACCAAUACUAGUCGGCUAUCUUUGCACGGUAUACACUGGCGACAUUGUAGUCAUGAUCUACGGUGCUAUUGUGAUGCAAAACUGUCUGUUUUUGGCCUCAUACACUCGUCCUAUUUACAUCGAGAAAGUUAUCCGACACACUUACAAUAUGCUAAGAGAGGCAGUUGAAGACGAAGAUGAAGUUAUAUUUUCUAAUCAAGCUCGUGUUUCGAAUGAGAGGCAACAGUCAAGACAAACGAAUAACAGUUCGAUUAAUAACGAGCCAUUACCUAGCAAUGCGCAAGAGGACGACGGUACAGAUGUUGUUGUAUUCAAAUCAAAUAAAAACGCUAAAGAAAUCAUCGAUCCUGUCAUCCAACAUAGAGAAAAUAUUAAUCAAGCACGAUUUUCUUCAGAUUUCACUAGCAUGGUUGAAGGUGGCAAUACGAAUCGAUUCUCUUCCGACUUUGGAAACUCGAACAGGUUCUCAAGUAACUUUGGAUCACUAGAGAUAGGUGAUUACGAAAGAGUAACCGGUUACCAAGAACUGGCCAGUAUUGAAAACGACAGUCAGAAUCCACAACCACUUUAUAGGGAGACUACAGUUGAAGCAGUUCAGAAUAACUUGGUUUUUGCUGUGGAAAUGACCCCUGGGACGGCUAGAAGAACUGCCUCAAUGAAAAAGAACUUUAUAACUAUCACGAACAUGUUACUCGAUGUGAACUUUUAUUUAUACGCCUUACUGCAUUUGUGUACUACGUUCUCUAUCAUGAUUUUGGGCGUCGUAUUCCCGCCGUUGAUAUGGGAACAAAAUCCGAACAUGAAUAUUUGGUCGGUGUCAACGCUAAUAGCUGCGGCACACGGAUCAGCGCUGUGUUUCAUAAUGCUUUGCGUUGUGCUCCCGAAAUCCAUCAAUGAAAAGGCGAGACUUUGUGCCGCAUUUUGCGUUGCUGGAGCUGUAGGAUUUUAUGGUAUUACACUAUCCAAUAGUAAAAGUCUACUAGUCGUUUGGUGCAUGCUAGCUAGCUUCUCAACAGCCGCCUCGAGCAUCCUCGAGCAGCCCCUGUACAACAGCACGCUCAAUGACUUUGACACUACCGCGACGAUGACAGCUUCCAACACGGUUGUCGCCAUUUUCAUUAUGAUUUGGUCAUUAUCGUUUAAUUACGAAUAUAAAACAUGUUUCUUAACAGCUAGUGUGCUUCAAACUGUGACCGCUUGUAUGUUUUUCGCGUUAUCUUUUAGAAGAAGAAGAUAAUAUUGUGAGAAUAUAAAAUAAAAUAAAACUAUUAUUA
Molecule: messenger RNA, 1992 nt
Organism: Bombyx mandarina (wild silkworm)
Lineage: Eukaryota; Metazoa; Arthropoda; Insecta; Lepidoptera; Bombycidae
Biological process (GO): monocarboxylic acid transport
Molecular function (GO): monocarboxylic acid transmembrane transporter activity
Source: RefSeq, a predicted model, not a curated record